AUGUUUGAAUUUAAUAAUUGCUAAGAUAUCUAAGUUUAAAAUUUUUAUCUAAAUAAUAUAAAAUUUAAUUUAGGCAGUAUAUUUUCUUUUACAAAAUCAAAUAACCUAUUAUUAAAUGGAUUGGUAGCUAAAUAAAUUAUUAAAUAUUUAAAUCCACCUCAUAAUAGAAAUCUAUAAUUAUAACUAAAUUAGACUUCAUAAUUAAAUAACUUUGGGUCUAACACAACUGCAUUGUUUAUUUUCUUAGGAUGUUAAAAUAUCAUCUUUUAGAAUAGCAACCUUGAAAAUUUGUAAGAUGUGCAUUUGAUUUAUGCAAACCAUUAUUAUAAUGAUAAGAUACAGAUGUAUUUUUUAAAUAAUAUUGAAAUCAUAUUAUUUAAUGUUUUAAGCUUUUAAUCUUCUGACAAUAGUAUUGACCAAAUAAUACAAAUAACGACCAUUUAAGCUUCACUGUAAAAUAUCUACUUUAAAACAAUUCAGCAUAUCAAUUCUUUGAUAUAUUUGAAUCCUUUAGAAAAAGUAUAAAUUGAAGUAUCAAAUUUUGAGAAUAUUAAUUUAAAUGAAGGAAGUGUUAUUGAUUUGUAAUAAGGAUAACUUUUAAUAGAUUAUACUAACUUUACUAAUAUAAAUUCUGCAGGUUAUCCAUGCGCAUUAAAUAUCUUGUAAGGAGAAACUAUCUAGAUAACAAAUAGCAAAUUUAUUAAUUUAGCAAAUUCAAUAAAAUAAUAAGAUUUAGAAAACUAGCUAUUGCAGUUUUAAGGUGGUGCUAUAAAGUUUUAGAACACAUAAACUGCUCAAAUUAAAUUUUCUAUAUUCAAAAAUUGUUUAGCUAUGGGAUCAGGGGGAGCUAUUUAUUCAUAUUAAUCAAAAUAAAAAGCAAUAUUUGAGAUUUAUAUGACAUAGUUUAUUGAAAAUUAAUCUAUUUUAGAUUCUGGUGGUGCUCUUUAUUUUUUGCAGUAAAGUGGAAUUAAUAUAACUUAGAGUAAUUUUACAAGUAAUUUGGCAUUAAAAUAGAACGGAGGUGCUAUAUAUUUUCAAUUUUCUUCUCUAAUUGACUUUUAAGAAACUAAUUUCUCACUAAACCAAGCAGAUAUUGGAGGAUCAAUUUAUUAUUCUGCUACCAGCUCAGAUUUUUUGAAAAAAUAAAUACUAUCAAAAAAUAAAAUUUAUUUUGAAAAAAAUUAAGCUACAUUUUAUGGUCAAAAUAUUGGUUCAAUCCCAUUUUGGAUAGGAAUCUCUGAAAAACCUAGUUUACAAUAACUUAAAAUAGUUAAUUAAUAUUAAAUUAGAAACAUUUCUAGUGGAAAUUACUUGGAUUAGCCACUGUAUUUAAAUUUUAUAGAUGAAGAAGGAAAUCCUUUUAAUUUUUUUGGUCCUUCAAGCUUAAAUGGUGUAAGGAAUGACUUUUCUUUAUAGCUAUAUUCCUAAAAUAAUAGUUAAAUUAUUAUUCAGUAAGGAAUAAAUGCAUAAUUAAAUGAAACAAUUGGCUUAUUUUAAUUAAAUUUUUAAUCUAUUUACAAAAUUUCAUAAAAAUAGAAAAUAUAUAUUUUAUCUAACGAAAUAUAAUAAAAUAAGCAGCUUUAAGUAGCUCUUGAAUUAUAAUAUAGAGAUUGUAUAAAAGGAGAAACUAUUUCAGAAAAAGAUUAAUUUAUAUAGUGUAACCAAUGCGUCUAGGGUAGAUAUUCUUUAAAAAUUCCUGAUAUGUAAAAAGAUAUUAAUAGCUUACAGUGCUUUUCUUGCCCAUCAGAAGCUAGUUUCUGUUAAGGAAGCUAAAUUUUACUAAAGGACGGCUAUUGGAGAGAAAAUGAUUCAACAGAUUAAAUUUAUUCAUGUAAUCUAAAUAGUUGUUCUUUUGAAAAUAUAAAAAGCAAGAAUGGUUGUCUAGAGGGAUAUGUUGGACCACUUUGUAACAGUUGUGAUAGCAAAAUCAGUGUUUGGAAUUAUUAAUAUGGAUUGAAUGGUUAAAAUUGCUAUAUCUGUAGUCAGUGGGUACAGUAAUAUUUAUAUUUUAGUGUAUAUUUUGCUGUAUACUUCGUGUAUAUUGCUUACAGUCAUCAUAGCAUGAUAUAAAAUAAAAUAAUUAUGUAUAAACUUAUAAUAUUUAAGAAAAUUGACCUAUUCAUAACAAGUAAGUCUAGUUCUCAAGGAUAAGAUUUUUCGCUUUGGUUUAAAAUAUUUAUUAACUAUUUGUAAAUUCUGUCAUGUAUAAUGUCCUUUAAUAUUACAAUUCCUCACUUUUUUAAUGUCUCCUUGAAUUUAUUUGGAGAUCCAAUAUAAUUAACAGCUACUUCAUUUGAUUGCUUAGUUAAAAUGAGCGAAUAAUAUCCUGUUUGGUUAAAUAGAAUAGUUACUCAAAUAAUUAGUAUGGUUGCUAUAUACUUUUUAAUAAAUUUAUCUCUGAUUCUUAUAACAGUGUAACAAAGUAAGGACAAAAAAAAAGCAAUUGCAAAAAUACCUAACAUCUUAACAAUGACAUUUAUUUUUGUUUAUAUAUUCUACCAGCCUUCUUUAUCAAAAAUGCUGAUUUAGGGAAUUUUUUGCAUAAAAGUAGGAUCUAAAUAUUACUUGAUAUCAGACUACAACCAGUAGUGUUAUACAUACCAUCACAACCUUUACACCUUUGCUAUAACUAUUCCAUUAAUUAUCUUUUGGUGUUUUUUAAUACCAAUAUAUAUUUUUUUCAAAUUAAAAUCAUUCUAGCAAAUAGACCAGCAUCAAAACAUAAAGGGUGAAAAAAUUGAUAACUUGUUAAUAUACGGAAUUUUGUACGAUGGAUAUAAAACUAAAUUUUUAUAUUGGGAAAUUUUCAAAAUUUUCCAUAAAUUUAUCCUCAUGUCAAUAACAAACUUAAACAUUAACUAAUAUAUUUAAGUUUCGAUUAUACUUUUGACAACAAUCUUUUAUUUUUAUAUUCUAACAAAGAAUUAGCCUCAUAAAAAUGUAAAACAGUUUGAAACAGAAAAAAAGCUCAUAUACAAGCUAUUAUACACAUAUGCUUUGCUUUUAGUAGUUAUCAGUGAUAACUCUUAAUAUUAAAUUUACAAGUUAAUAGGGUUAAUUAUCAUAGCAUAUAUAAAUUUAUCAUCAAUCAAAUUAGCGUUUUUUAUAUUAGUUGGAUAAAUAUAAAUUUAAAUUGAUGAAACAGACUCUUUUUAAAACGAUUUCAAGAAAUGCCUCUUAAAAAUUAAAAAUAAAUACCCAAAUAUUUUUAAGUUUUUAUAUUUCAGAAAAAUUAAGAUUAUUCGAAUCCAUUAGUUAUGGAAAAAAGUGAUUCUUUCCUUCAGAUAAAAUUUGCUUACAAGCAAAAACUUUUAAUCAAUUAAGGCUUAAACUUUAGUAUAGCAUACUGAAGCAGCUUAAAAUUAGUAACCAGCCAGCUAAAAUAUAAUCAGAAAUGCUUUGAGUUCAUCAAAUAUGCUUUAUAAUUCUAAUGAUUUUAGAGAAAAUAUUAAUUAAAAGUAGCUAAUUCCAUAAUCUUUAAAAUUGAUACAAAUGUAUAACAUUUCAGGGCUGCCAAGUCAAGAUUCACCAAAUAGUAAGAAACAUUAUUUUGAAGCAAAUAAAUUUACACCCAAAAGCCAAAUAUAAUCAGAGAUAUAAGAAGAUUAAUGA
Molecule: messenger RNA, 3612 nt
Organism: Tetrahymena thermophila SB210
Lineage: Eukaryota; Ciliophora; Oligohymenophorea; Hymenostomatida; Tetrahymenidae
Product: transmembrane protein, putative
Exons: 6
Source: RefSeq, a predicted model, not a curated record